AUGUUUCAUGAGCCAUGGAGCUGUAGAACCCAAUUCAAUUCCCUGUUCUUGUCUGAUGAACCUUCCUCUAGUUUGCAAAAAGUGAAGGAUAGCUGGAGAGUUGUAAAUCAUAGGGACAUUAUACCUACAGUUCCACGCUUGAUGGGUUAUUGCCAUGUUGCUCAGCCUGUUUAUCUGGCAGCUGGAGAUCUGAAACUUGCAAUGAGUCUCAUUGGAGAUGAUGAAUCAUCCCUCCAGGAAAGGAUUAUGGUUGAUUGGAGGCUCCCUGAGGAUAAUAUAGAGCUUUUGGAAGAUGGCUACCAGGGUGACGUUAUUGGGGAGUAUACACCUGAUGUUCUUGUCACUGAAUUUAUGAAAGGUGAAAAAGAACUUGUUGAGAAAAUAUUAAAUACGGAGAUAAACAUUUUCCGAUCAAUCAGGGAUGGUAGUGCCCUUAUGCAGCAUAUGGAAGAUUUUUAUUAUAUUACACUGCUUGAGGUAAUAUAUAAUCUGAAGAUAAUCAUUAAUGUGAGAUCAAAUUACCAAACAGCUGCAAGGUCACAAGCCAGUGAAGUAGUUUCUGAUGCGCUCAAGAUUGCAUGA
Molecule: messenger RNA, 582 nt
Organism: Thlaspi arvense
Lineage: Eukaryota; Viridiplantae; Streptophyta; Magnoliopsida; Brassicales; Brassicaceae
Source: the annotation of a GenBank genome assembly